Molecule: messenger RNA, 3665 nt
Organism: Cricetulus griseus (Chinese hamster)
Lineage: Eukaryota; Metazoa; Chordata; Mammalia; Rodentia; Cricetidae
Source: RefSeq, a predicted model, not a curated record
UUUGACUUACUGUAGUAAUCUUGGUUUCUAUAACAGGAAGAUCAAAAUGGAAAGCCUGUCUGAUGUUGCCUCCUUUUCAACUAAACUUCAAAACACUCUGAUCCAGUAUCAUAGCAUUGAAGAAGAUAAGUGGCGAGUUGCCAAGAAAAUGAAAGAUGUAACAGUUUGGAGAAAACCCUCAGAAGAGUUUAGUGGGUAUCUCUACAAAGCCCAAGGUGUUAUGGAUGAUGUUGUCAAUAGUGUAAUAGACCACAUACGCCCAGGGCCGUGGCGCUUGGAUUGGGACCGGUUAAUGACUUCACUGGAUAUUUUGGAGCACUUUGAAGAGAAUUGCUGUGUGAUGCGUUACACCACUGCUGGUCAACUUUUGAAUAUUAUUUCCCCAAGAGAGUUUGUUGAUUUCUCCUAUACUGUGGGCUAUGAAGAAGGACUUUUAUCCUGUGGAGUAAGUCUUGACUGGAGUGAAACGAGACCAGAAUUUGUUCGUGGCUAUAACUAUCCCUGGGGCUGGGUUUGUGUUCCAGUUAAAGACAAUCCAAGCCAGAGUCUUUUAACAGGCUAUAUUCAGACAGAUCUGCGUGGCAUGAUCCCUCAGUCUGCAGUAGAUACAGCAAUGGCAAGCACUUUAACCAACUUCUAUGGUGAUUUGCGAAAAGCUUUACGAAAGGCUUAAUAUGUUCAACUCAUAGUGCUGAGGUUUGCUGAGCCUGUUCUUCCCCUCAGCUGCAUGACCUGUAAAUGUCAUCAAUCCCAUCUGCUGCACAGCCUGUAAAAACAUUGGAGGUGUUUUGGGUUCCAUAGAACAAUCUCAUUUUAUAUUAAAAGUAAGUAGCUAUGUAAAUAGGUCAUUUAAAUUUUCUUAAGCUUUUGUUUGCACCCUGUUAUGUUGUGGAAGUGUGUCUAGGAAUGGAGAGGGUAAAACUCCAAGAUUUAGAAUGGGACCCUUUAGUGUGGUCUAUUCACAAAAGUGAAAAUAACACCUUGGGAGGAAGGUUUUGGCUGUUUGGAAAUUACAAGGUGUGCAAGCACAAUGCUAUUCAUGUUAUUUUGGAGCUUUUUGAACAUUUUGUAAAAUUUUAAUGGUUCUUAAUGUAAAUGUGCUUUACUCUUGAUAUGUUAUGUGAGUUUGCCAACAGCUUAGACAAAAGGAAAAAGUCCUCCAUAGUCUGUAAAGAUCAAGUCCAUUGUUCAUUUACUUGUACUAUUUUAUGUAUUAGAAAGACCACAAGCAACAAGAGAGUAGCCAUUCUUGUAACCAUAGGCACAAUUCAAUACAGUUUAAUUUUGAUAUCUAGGUAAUGUUCUGCAAAGCCUAUAAAAACAUACCUGUGUCUUUAUGUGCCAUUUAUUCUGGGAGUGAUUAAAAACAGCCAGGUAUACAUUGGUGACAUCACACUGAGCAGUAGCUGGCAUAGGAAACAAAUAGUGGUACCCCUCAUCACCAGCAGAAGGUCAUUGCUAAAAAGUGAAAUUUAUUGACUGCUCUACACAUACUCUUUUUUUUUUUUUUUUUUUUUAAUAUCACUGAACUUGCAGCGUUGGUGUGGAGCUGUAACAAAUGAAUCCUUAGAUUCAAUGGGAUGCUUGGAUGUCCUCCUUAUGACUAGAAUGAACUAUUAGUGGGGCUGUCUUAAGGGAACAUUUCUUCAUGAUUGUGGCAUUCCAAAUCAUUCUUUGACUUGAAUGUCUACCUGGUUUACUUCUAAAGUAGAAAUUUGUGUUGAUUGCAUGUCCACACAUACCUUUGUAUUUGUGUUCCUUGAGCUAUCUCGUUGUUUAGUGUCCACUCCUUCUGUAUUACUAUUUCUACUCUCCACUGCUGGGCACAUGUGUUUCCCUUUCCUUUUUCUGGUUGGUUGGUGGUGGGUGGGUUUGCUUUUUUUCUUUUGGCUAAUAUGGAGUAAAGUGAGCUCUGGAAAAAAAAUCUCAGGCAGGCAAGUUUCAAAAAGACUGACCAAAGUGCAUGAUGGUUCAGAUGUAUGGAGGAAUGGCUCAGGUGUAUGGAGGAAUGGCUCAGAUGCAUGGUUUGGCCUGUUUUGCAGGAGGUUGUUUCUCUAAGUGUAAAGUCAGUUCUUCCCAUUCUUUUUGACAGUCAAAAGUGAAGUUGGUUUUACUCUUUCUUAAAAAAUCUUUCUUGUACCUGGUGGUGAAGAUAUUUAUGGAGCAAAUGGUGGCAGCAUCAGCAUUCUGAGUGGCUAAUCUCAGAGUUUUUUUAUUGAACUAAUGCUUUCAAGAUCUGCCAGAAGCCAUUACCCCAGAGUCCUGUUUUCUAAGUUUAUUAACUAACUGCUAAGGUCCUUGUCUGAAUUGAUUGUAACUUUUCAACUGUUGGAUUUCUUUGCCACUUUUCUCUUUUGCAAUAAGGAAAGAAAAUGCAGUUGAGAGUGUCCAGUGAAGACUGUUAAUUGUUAACUGCUACCUGUGUCUUCUGUAACUUCAUCUGUUUUUACUGGUGUAGAGUACAAGGUCUCAUAUAUUCCAUUAUCUCAUAUAUCCUAUCACUGCAGUCCAAUUUAAGAGCAUUUCUGUAUACUCAUUUAACCAGAGUUUAUCCUAGUUGCCAGUACAGGAAAGGGGACGAGAAAGAUAACAUUAGAACUUGUUUGGUUUUGUUUCUAAGAGUAGAGAGAGGGGUGUGUGUGUGUUGUGUGUGUGUGUAUUUAAACUCAGGAACAUUUAUAAGUUUAAGUGUGUUUAUCUCAAGUAUUGUAAUAUAAAAAUACUGUAAAGUGAGGAUGAUAUUAGCAUAUAGUUAGGUCUGCUGCUUCUGUAGCUGUGUUAUCACAGAAAAAUAAUGCAAGCCAUAUAUGUAACUUAAAAUACCCUAGCAGAGGCUGGAGAGGUGUCAGUAGUAGUAGUAGAGUACCCGCUGGUCUUGCAGAAGUCCUGAUUCGGUUCCCAGCACCCACAUGGAGGCUUACAGCUGUCCAUAACUCCAGUUCUGGAGGAUCUGGUGCCGUCUGGCCUCUGCAGGCACUAGGCAUGCACACAGUGCACAUACAUACAUGCAGAGAAAACAUUCAUACGCAGAAAAAAAUAUACACCCAAAAUUCAUUUUAGCAGUGUUUUCUAACUCACUGUGUCUAAAAUAUUUCAAUAUGUAACUGAUGUUAAAAAUAAGCUAUUGAGAUACCUUAUGGGCUCUAUUAAUUCUUUGAAAUAGUAUGUGUAUUUUACUGCUGUAGACUAGCCAUAAUUGAAGCAUUCAUUAGUCACAUGAGGCCUAUAGCUAUUGUAAUGAACAAUUCUAUAGUAUGUGUAUCAUUUGCCUUGGUAUAAGAUGAAAUGGGCAAUUCAUGAAUGGCUUUCUUAAACAGAAAUCUUUUAUAGCCUAGCACUUUCAGGGCUUCCUGAAUAAGACAUAAGUAGUUUAGAAAUAUAAAUAAAUAAAUUACUUAUUCCCAGUAAAUUAAAAAUUAUUGCUUCAGAAUUAUUUUUGUUAAAUGUAGCUUUUGAUAGGACAUUGAAGGACAUGGAAGAGUAUCACCUACCACAUUACUGUGUAGUUGUUUCCUGUAGCUUAUAGCUUGUUGAGGAAAUGUGUGUGUUGGAAAUACUUGCUGUAAUGUUACCUUCAUGUAAAUGAAAUUUUGGUAGAAAAUACUGAUAUUUGUUGAAAAUUCUUGAUUAUUCAGUGAUUAAAGCAAUACUCAACAAAAAAAUAA